UAGGGACGCCGUCGCGCGCACCGGUCGAUUAGUCAGACAGUCGAGCCGAAUCGGUCAGUAACGAAGAAGAGAUCCCGCGCGCAGGAUUAACCCACCGCAGCACAGACAGAAUGGCGCUUUUUCGCUUCACCCCGAGACGCUGCCUCGAGCUUCAGAAAAUAACGUCGACGGUCUUCGUGCGACAACUGACCGAUGCAUCCACGGAUCUCAGGAGGAUUCUCACGGAUAAGAUUCCGCAGGAGCAGGAACGAGUCAAAGCCUUCCGUAAGAAUCAUGGAGCCACCAAAGUCGGCGAAGUUACCGUCGACAUGAUGUACGGCGGUAUGCGAGGCAUCAAGGGUCUCGUGUGGGAGCCAUCGGUGCUCGACCCCGAGGAGGGCAUCCGUUUCCGCGGCAAGUCGAUCCCCGAGUGUCAGAAACUGUUGCCGAAGGCGGCCGGUGGCGCGGAACCGCUUCCGGAGGGUCUCUUCUGGUUGCUGAUCACCGGCGACGUGCCCACGGAAGCGCAAGUGAAAGCCAUCUCGCAGGAAUGGGCGUCCAGGAGCUCGUUACCUGAACACGUGGUCAAGGCCCUCAACAACUUCCCCAAGAGCCUGCACCCGAUGACGCAGUUCUCCGCGGCAAUCACGUUGCUCAACAGUGAGAGCGAGUUCGUCAAGGCGUACAAUAAGGGCGUGCACAAGAGCAAGUACUGGGAGACCGUGUACGAGGACUCGAUGAACCUGAUCGCCAAACUUCCGGUGGUGGCGGCGACCAUUUACCGUAAUCUCUACAAGGGCGGCAAAGGCCUGGGCUCGGUCGACGCCGGCAAGGAUUGGUCCUGGAACUUCGCCAACAUGCUCGGCUACGAUAAUCCACAGUUCAUCGAGCUGAUGCGUCUCUAUCUGACGAUUCAUUCGGAUCACGAGGGUGGUAACGUGUCCGCGCAUACUACUCAUUUGGUAGGAUCGGCUCUGUCGGAUCCGUACCUGUCCUUCUCCGCUGGUAUGAAUGGUCUGGCCGGACCGUUGCAUGGACUGGCCAAUCAGGAGGUGCUGGUGUGGUUGGAGAAGCUGCGCUCUCAGGUCGGCGACAGUCCGAGCGACGACAAGCUCAAAGAGUUCAUCUGGAAUACCUUGAAGAGCGGCCAGGUCGUGCCCGGUUACGGACACGCCGUUCUCAGGAAAACCGAUCCGAGAUACACCUGCCAGAGGGAGUUUGCGCUAAAACAUUUGCCGGACGACCCGUUGUUCAAGUUGGUCGCGCAGGUGUACAAAGUGGUACCGCCGGUUCUACUGGAGACCGGCAAGGUGAAAAACCCGUGGCCGAACGUGGACGCUCAUUCGGGCGUGCUGCUGCAAUACUACGGCAUGAAAGAGAUGAACUACUACACUGUUCUGUUCGGCGUGUCGCGCGCGUUGGGCGUGCUCGCCUCCCUGGUGUGGGAUCGCGCUCUAGGAUUGCCCAUCGAGAGGCCUAAGUCCCUCAGCACCGAACUCCUUAUGAAAGCUGUCAAGGCUUAAGAACAUACGUCUGUCACUUAAUCGACGAUUAGUUAUCGGCGUCACUUUAUCAGUCAAUCUCGUCGUCCCGAUCUCGUUCAAGCGACGCCGGGAACUUUGCGAAAAGGUAUUUUGAUACCGACCUCGACAGAAUCACCUCAACGAUCCUGCGCCUUAUCAAGUGAACGAGAGUAUGAAUUGUGCAGAGAAUGAGAGAGAGAAUGAAAGAAAGAGAAAAAGAAUGUGCGAAUGAGACAAGGCUAGGUAUUAAACACGACAAAUAAUUAUGUCAUAAUAAUGUAUUAUCUAAAUGUAGAAUUAAGAGCAAAUACAUCAAUAUUCCGCGUCGGAAAUGAGGCGGAAUUUGAAUUUAUUUUUUUCUUCCGUUCGGUACUUUUGAAUAUAAGCGAUUACAAAUUUAUAUAUUAUGAUAAAUAUAAUAAUUAUAUAUUAUUGUAAUUAAUAAUUAUAUAUAUAUUAUUCUAAUUAAUACGAUUUUCGAAUUGUUGAUAUUCGAGAAGUAUCGAUUACGGGGAAAAAUAUUAAACGAGAUGCAGUUAUCACGGCGUAACUGCUUUAAGCGGAAACGUAGAUUGGUCCAAUAGUGGAAACUGCCAAAAGCUUGUGAGGAAAAAAUCCAAAAGACAGCGUACAAAUUCAAGAGAUGAAAGCGUUUGAAACAUCUUUAAAUACGGAAAUAUCUCUUAGAUUUUUGAAAGACGUCUUUCAUGAGAUUUAACAUUAUUUGAAAAUACACAUAAAACAGAGAGACGCAUCAGAGAUAGAUGAAGAAUUAUUGUAAAUACACUCAUUGCUCUCAAUAUUCAAUAAUGCGUUGAUUGACAUCCAAGAAACAUCGUUUAAAUGUCUAGAAGAUGAUCCAAUCCAAUUCAGGCAUUAUUCGAUUUUCUUGGGUAUCUCUAGGACUUUUGCGUUGUAUGAGCUCGAUAAUGGCACGUUGUAGGAAUUAGUACAUUGUAAUGUUACUGUCUUGCCUCGUCAUUCGAGAGAUAUACUGCCCAAAAGUAUAUAUCACAUUUUUUAAAUUAUUUAAUUAAUAAAAAAAAGUAUAAAUUUUAUUGUAAGAAUUUUCAUAAAUAGAUGAUAGAUUUGGAGACAAUAGUAGCUAAAAAAUGCGAAUUAAAUAAUAAUUCGAAUGUAAUUCUCCUGAUCGUUAACUUACUGUCCCAUCUCUGCCUCAGGAAGUUUAUUGUAAUUAGUUGUCCUUAGAAUGGCAAAAAAGAAUAAUGUUACUUACUGUGCCGCAAAUUGCGCUGUGUAGUUGCGGAAAUACUUAAAAGCGAGCAAUACGUAUGCAAAGUGAUGCAACAAGCACGUAAAUAUAUAGCAGUCAAUAGUCUUGUCGAACGGCCGACGUGGUUACUCGUUCGUGGCGAGUCGUCGCGCGUAAAAUUAAGAAGCAUGACUAGUGCUGGAACCACUGUUAUAUCAGAAUGAAUGAGCGUGUGCGUAUCUUAUUUAUAAUGAAAAUGUGAAAAUAAAUGGACGACUAAAGGUAAAGCUAAAAUUCUUCCUUUCACGCUCAGAACUCAAAACGUAAAUGAAAUGCAUAAUUUUAAAUGUAAUUUUUUUUCGUGCCGAAAAUUUCAAUGGUUCAGAUAAAAUUUUAAAACGAUAUUUUUAUAAUAGCGUAUUUAUCAAUUUCGACACUGAGCGAUUUAAAUUGAUGUACGUUCUAUUCGAAUCUACCUACAACAAUGAUAAUACUAAUAUUUUUUAUAAAAAUGCAAAAAUGAAAAGAGGGAUGGAAUUAUUAUGGCGAAUCAGAAAAAUAAUAGAGAACAGAUAUCUGUUUCUUAUUGAUAGAAACUGAUUUAUUUGACAUCGCACAUUUUAGCCUUUACUUAAUAAAGUUGUACAGGGGACACUUCCCCUGGGGCUUAUACAUAUUAUACAAUAUUAAUAGGUAAAGAUCAAUAAAUCGCGAAAAUUGA
Nylanderia fulva is the source of this 3436-nucleotide messenger RNA. RefSeq names its product citrate synthase (gene kdn). Gene Ontology annotation, cellular component: mitochondrial matrix. Gene Ontology annotation, biological process: carbohydrate metabolic process; citrate metabolic process; tricarboxylic acid cycle. The record is from RefSeq and is a predicted model, not a curated record. NCBI's taxonomy places the organism in Eukaryota, Metazoa, Arthropoda, Insecta, Hymenoptera, Formicidae.